GUCAGUGGCCACUGACUGCUGAGCUUUAAAAUUACGUCGUCGACAUCCAUACAGAUAGAGAUACUGAUACAUGAUCUACUAGAAGAAUGCCUAUUAAAACGUCAUGCUUCUCUGUAUCUAUCAAGCAGACGCAAAUUUAUUUUGGAUAUUUUCAACAAGAAAACUUUUAGAUACAACAAUCAAAGACACUUGUCGGACUACGAUGACUAUUACCAAAACAAGUAGUUUCGCGCACUUGAGAAGAUAAGAACUCCGUGCGAAAAAAUUUAUAUUUUUUAUCUGCAUCCAUCCAACAUUGCUAAAGACAUUCAUAUUCCUAGUAAGCGUAGCUAGUUGUAAACCUAAACCACUAACACAUUCGAACUCCGCCAUUGUAUCUUGAUAAAAAAGAGAAGAUGAAUGUUUGGCAGACGAAGUAUGAGAAUGCGAUGCAUUGCACGAACUCCCCUUGUAUUUUCACAUUGAGUUACUUAGUCCCAUCCAAUGUAUGUUUCUUGUACUACCACAUCAGACAACUGCAAAGAUCCUAUCAAUGCAAAUCGAGAUAUACCAUCUUCAACAAUCAAAGACGUAAUAUCAUAGUUGUUACUUCUCCAUCAAAGCUUAUCACUUCUACUCGACUCUUCAUCUUCACAACUAUAAUCAGAAUCAGAAUCCGACUACCUUUCCAUUACCUACAUAAACAUACACACAUAAUCCUACUACUACAAAAAACUGUUAAUUAUACAUAGUAUCCAUACAUAUACACACGAGCACGACGACCACAUACAAACCAUACUGACUAACUCUGAAAUGCGACCUAUAUUUGUUACUUUUACGCAACGUAUGUGAAAAUGUUCAUUACAUCAAUGCUUGUCCACCCUUGUUGUUCCCAUUAUAAAUCUAUGGAAUAUCAUUCUUUCCGUUCCAAAUUCCACCACGACCCUAUAAUAAUAUUAUAGUUGGACAUGCACAUCCACGUUGUUGGUCAUAAAGAUAGCUAAGAAUUCUUGAACGGACUGCGACUAGGUUCAAAAUUCCUAGUAUAAUUAUAUUACGUACAACUUGCAAAUUUCAAAAAAGUGAAGUUCCAGGGAUCGUUGAUGCCUAACUCAUAGUAUGUCCUGACUCGUACAACGAACUUUAGGUAGAAAUAGUGAAGUCUUCGAGAUCAUGAACGUAGAAGGUGAUGUCUCCCUCAGCAAAACA
This is a messenger RNA of Amoebophrya sp. A25, 1188 nucleotides long. The record is from the annotation of a GenBank genome assembly. NCBI's taxonomy places the organism in Eukaryota, Dinophyceae, Syndiniales, Amoebophryaceae.